This is a messenger RNA of Radiomyces spectabilis, 2166 nucleotides long. RefSeq lists its product as uncharacterized. Gene Ontology annotation, biological process: intracellular sterol transport. Gene Ontology annotation, cellular component: cortical endoplasmic reticulum; plasma membrane; endoplasmic reticulum membrane. Bases 1 to 2166 code for a protein of 721 amino acids. Gene Ontology annotation, molecular function: sterol transfer activity; sterol binding. The record is from RefSeq and is a predicted model, not a curated record. NCBI's taxonomy places the organism in Eukaryota, Fungi, Mucoromycota, Mucoromycetes, Mucorales, Radiomycetaceae. The transcript is spliced from 7 exons.
AUGACUGAACCUAUUCUGUCAUCUUUUUCACAACCUAGUAUCCAUUUACGCCCUUCAGGCAACGAACAUGCCAAUCGAGAACGAAGUGCCACCUUGCCUUCUUCUACCUUGAAACCUCAAAGGCCAAAGUUUUUCAAACGACUUUCGGCCACGUCCAUUCAUGCUAAGAAAGGCUCGAGUUCAUCCUCCACCCCGUCGCCGGACACAGAUACCUCCAUGGACAUGCCCCCACGUAAAUCGUCCCUGGACUCACCCCCUGCCACCCCGAUUCCCCAAUAUACCCGCGAACGAUCCUCUUCCAUUUCUUCUUUCGAACCCGUUCCAUUGGGCAACGAUACCACUUCCCCCACCACCGUCGUCUCUCGUCCCAAACACCACAGUUUACCCCUCCGACGUCGCCGACGGAAUACCAAAAGUAGUCGAACCUCCACCGCCUCGGACCUUGGCACGGAAGACACUAGUCAAAAGUUCUGUGGCGAUUAUCCUCUCGCCAAUGACAAACGCAACGACGACUUUCACGCGCUUUUCAGAAGCGUUCCAGAUAACGACGCACUCAUUGAAGAUUACAAAUGUGCUUUACAGAAAGAGAUUCUAUUACAAGGUCACAUUUACGUGUCGCAGCAUCACUUGUGUUUCAAAGCCAAUAUCUUUGGUUGGGUUACCAAUUUGGUAAUUGCUUUUUCGGAAAUCACUAGUAUCGAAAAACGAAUGACAGCCAAGAUUAUACCCAAUGGCAUUCAAAUCGCCACGGCCAAUGCAAAACAUAUAUUUGCAUCAUUCUUAUCUCGUGAUCAUGCUUAUGAUCAAAUGAUCAAGAUAUGGAAAAUGCAUCAUCAUCAUCAACAAGUCAAAGACGAUCAUUCAUAUCACGAAACAGUCAAGAACGACGACAAGGAUAUGAUGAGCAGCGACGGUGACAGUGUUUACGAUACCGGAUCGACCAUCAGUGUCAAUACCAGCAAGCACGAUCAAGAACCUCUCAUUCACAUUAAUCCACCCGUGUCCAAUCCUCCAUCCAAACCCGUGGUUCAACCUGUGAAACGCUCUGUAGUGACCAACGAUAAAAACGCGGAUCCUGUGAAACCCAUCUCCAACACCAUACAGCCUCAAUCCAAAACAAUCAGCGCCAACCAUCAUGCUACCAAUAACGAUGCCAACAACAAUAACAACAACAAAUGGUCAGCUAAAGUAUGUCCGUGCAGACUCAAAGGAGAACACUAUGCCCAUGUUGCCUUGGACGAAUGUUACGAUGGCACGGUGGAAAUGAUGUAUCGACUCUUGUUUGACAGCGAUUUCAUUAAAGGUUAUUUGGAAAAAAUUCAACACUGCAAAGACGUGUCCAUGGGACAUUGGUAUCACGGUAUCCGCAUGAGCUCGUAUAAGAGUAAAUUGCCCGAUGUCAGUCACGCUCACAAAGCCGUCAAAUGCUACCUCAAGGACGAACGAAAGUAUUGCAAAAUCUCAUCCUACGUAUGUGUGGUGACAACGACCCAAGUACCGGAUAUGCCCAUGGGUGCCGUGUUUGCCAUUAAAACGCGUACCUGCAUCACGCGCGUUGGCAAAUCCAAAGUUCGGCUUUUAGUGACUUAUCAAGCGGAAUUCAAGCAGGCCGGACUCAUGAGCUCUUUGAUUGAAAAGGAUGUCGCCAAUUUUCAACUGGCUCAUCAUGCCAAACUGAAUCAAGUUUUGCGUAGUACCGACAUUGUGCAGGAACUCGUGAAUGAUCAACGAUUAAAAUCCAUUUUGAAUGAACAAGGAGAACAAACCGUUUUAGCUCAACAGAGUUAUGGUGGGCAUCUGCUUCAGAUGGUCUUGUCGUUGACCAGAGGUUUGUUUUGUCGGAUCCGAUCCAUGGACCGAUCGCAUGUCGUGCUUUUGUGCUUGGCGCUGGCGCUCUUUCUCAAUCUCAUCAUGGCCUAUCGCGUUCAUCGUAUUUCCAACCACCUCCACCGUAUGACCGCUGCUUCUCCCCCUUCCUCUCUAUACCCCAACCAUCUCAAUCCAACCACCACCUCGGCCGCGCCGGGACACGAUCUCCUUUGGAUGCAAGGCGCAGUGCAGGAAUUACGGCAUCGCAUGAACGAACUCAAAUCAGAAGCUUUCCAUCAACGUCAUCGACUCGCCCCCCUUUUGAACGAUUGCCAAUCCAGCCAAUAUGAUCAUUAA